Molecule: messenger RNA, 1356 nt
Organism: Anastrepha obliqua
Lineage: Eukaryota; Metazoa; Arthropoda; Insecta; Diptera; Tephritidae
Product: G patch domain-containing protein 4
Exons: 1
Coding region: 231-1265 (344 amino acids)
Biological process (GO): regulation of ribosome biogenesis
Cellular component (GO): nucleolus
Molecular function (GO): nucleic acid binding
Source: RefSeq, a predicted model, not a curated record
UAACUCCGAUGUACAAGUAUUAUCGAAGAACUUCAGUAUGAUUCAAACGAUUUGAAAACAAAAAUUCUUAAAAUAAAAGCAAGUCAGUACCUUAACCCCGUACUGAGUAUCUUGACUCAUGCAUGAAGCACUCGAGUACAAAAAGUACUCAGUGCUUUAACAAAGUAUCGAGUAUUUGUUGUUAUCGGAACAACACUACACGUUCGUGCAAGUAAACAAUAAAAGUUGCAAUGGAUUUCGCCCGCAAUAUAUUAAAUAAAUACGGCUGGAAAGAAGGAGAAGGCUUGGGAAAGAAUAGCGAUGGCAUUAUCAAGCCCCUCAAAGCAGUAAUGAAAUUUGACAAUGCUGGUCUGGGUUCAGAUCAAGCGGCCAGUGAUUUUAACAAUCACUGGUGGGAGCGUGUCUUCAACGAAGCUGCAGGCAAUGUGGAAGUGAAGUCUGGGAAAAAUGGUGUAAGCAUGGAUCUGAAGAAUAAACAUGACAGCGUAGAAAUAUCUACCAAGGGAUAUUCGCUGAAGAAAUUGAAGAAAGCUAAGGAAGGUCGCAUUACAAGUGAUGCGAGGUAUGAUAACUUCAUUCAAUCUGCCACUCUUACCAAAUCUGGCGAUGAAAGAGAGAAUCCAAACAAAAUUACCGUCGCCGACAUAUCCGUAACACAAUACAAAACACUGACGGAUGACGAGUUAUUUCGGGCAUGUGGAGGAAGAACGGCGCAUAAAGGAGCGCGGCAUGGCUUAAAGCUAAGUGGAAAGUUGUCACGAAUAGAGCAACAGGAACAAGAACUUUUGGCAAGAAUGCAAGAACGCAAGAAGCAAUCUGUAGGACAACCUGACGAAAAAGACUCAAAAAAAAUUAAGCGUAAAAAGAAAAGUAAAAAGGAAGAAGAUGUUGUAGAUGGUGACCCCGACUCAGAACUGUCUAAAAACUUAGUUGCAACCGAAACUUGCAUUUCUGUUAAAAAGAAACAUAAAGUUUCCCAAUCUACCUCAGAGGACACUUUUAAAAGGGGGAAAAAUGAAAAAGAAGAAAUAAUUCAAUUAAGUGAUAAUGCCUCAGUUGAUGCAGACAAUUUAAAACAAAAGAAAAAUAAGCGUAAAACAAAAGAAACUAGACAUCUUGAGCUAGCUGCAACUAAUACAGACUUGGAAGUCGAUUGCACUGAUAUUCCGCCAAAAAAGCGAAGAGAAAACAACUGCAAAGGUUGCGAUGAGAAAGUCGAAGAAAACAGGAAAAAAUUGAAAAAGUCCAAAAAGAGGAAACAGUAGUAGUUAAAUAAAAAUUAUGAUAUUGUUUUAUUUAUAAACCUAUUGUUUAUUAAAAUGUAUAUGCCUUAACUAAAAAUUCUAAACUAUUAUU